Messenger RNA from Dichotomopilus funicola, 939 nucleotides. RefSeq lists its product as uncharacterized. The record is from RefSeq and is a predicted model, not a curated record. Gene Ontology annotation, cellular component: nucleus. The transcript has a single exon. NCBI's taxonomy places the organism in Eukaryota, Fungi, Ascomycota, Sordariomycetes, Sordariales, Chaetomiaceae. The coding region runs from base 1 to 939 and encodes 312 amino acids.
AUGGCUACUCACACUAUCUUCAUCUGCGGCGCCACCGGCCUCCAAGGCGGCGCCCUCGCCCGCCAACUGCGCGCCCUCAACUGGACCGUCCACACUACCGCCCGCGACCCUUCCUCCCCAGCCGCCACGGCUCUGACCUCCCUGGGCGUCCACGUCCACGCCGGCUCCUGGAACGACACCGCCGUGCUCACCACCGCCCUCACCGGCUGCGACCUUCUCUUCCUCAACCUCGUCCCGGACAUCACCAACCCGGAUGCGGAACGUCAAGACGGCGAAACCAUCCUGGCUGCCGCCACCGCCGCAGGCGUCCAACACGUCGUCUACAGCAGCGGCAUCGACAUGCCGGUGCUGAAACGCGACCCGUCGCACUUCUUAUCUGUCGUUUUCCGCUCCAAGCUCGAGCUAGAGCGCGGUCUGCAGGCGGGGGACAGCGUGCCCUUCAUCUUCCCGCGCUGGACGAUCCUCCGCCCGGGAUUCUUCAUGAGCAACUUCCUCGCGCCGCGGGUCAAUAUGCUGUACCCGGGCUCUACACAAAGCGGGGCGUUUACCGUGGGGUUUCGGCCGACGAGUGGAUUGCCGAUGAUUGACCACGAGGAUAUCGCGCGGUUUGCGGUGGCUGCGUUCCAGGAUCCGGAUAGGUUUCAGGGACGGGUUGUUGAUGUAAUCAGCCAGACGGUGACGUUUGAGCGGGCGAUGAAGAUCAUUGGCGGUGCGGCCGGGCGGGAAAUCAAGGUGGAGUAUUUGACGGAUGAGCAGAUCAAGGAGGGGAUUCCGACGAACCCUUUGUUGGCGAUGCAGGAAGAGCUGCGGGAUGUGCGGCCGCUGGGGGAUAAAGAUGCGAAGGAGGUUGCGAAGGGCUGGGGUGUGGAGGUGGGCACGUUUGAGCAGUUUGCUGAGAGGGAGAAGGCGGCGUUUGAGGAGACUUACCAGGCUGCUUAG